AUGGCGGCAGCAGCGGCGGCGGCGGCUGCUUCCCUCGCCCUCUCUUCCCCCCUUCGCUCCAACUCUCGGUCCGCUGCUCGCUUCUUUGUGCUCUGCACGUUGGCCAGAACAUCCAGGCAAUCCCACCGGAGGGCCCAUAUCUUAUCCACCAACCUGUCGGAUCCUUCGGAACUCUUCUCCCGCAGAAUCUCCCAGCUGGGUCUUUCCGAGCCCCGGGUUGUGAACUGCCGGCGAUUGUGCAGCAGCACUCUUUCGGCUGAGAGCCAGGCGAGGGAGACGACGGAGGAAGGUGUAUCUUCCGGUGAGAAAAUCCGGGAAUUCCGGAAACGUCAGAGUAUCCGGGACAUAAAGGGUGGACCGGAAGAAGGUUUGGAGCUUGUUGGACAGAAGCUCGUUGUGAGAGGCUGGGUGCGAACUUGCAGGGUACAGAGAAGCGUUACUUUCAUCGAGGUAGGUUCUUACUCGCCGACUUAUCAUGGUUCUGGCGGGAAAAAUGUUCAAAGCCCGCAUUGAGAAAUUAAUUUAAUGGAACGUAUCUAGUAUUGUGAAUUUCAAAGUUGGUUAAGUCGUACAUUUCUAUUCGGCAACAUGAGUGCUAAAUGAAGAAAGCACCAAGCUGCCAGAAAAUUCGCGUUUUCUUGUCUCUGUAACUCUCAUUUUGAACUUUUUGAUUUAAUUCAAUGUUGCUAUGUGCAUAAUCUUGAAAGGAUUGCAUUGGAUCGAAUUUUUUUUUGCAUUGUUGAUUUUUUUUUCGCUCUCUUCUUUUGCUGCUGACCUAGUAGUUGAUGAGUAUGAGUUAAAGCAACAACAAUAGAAAGAAUCCAAGACAGCUCGUUUAGAUUCAAAUGAGUUACCUAAAACCAUGUUUUUCUUUGCACUCUUAACUUUUGAAAGUGGUUAAUCCCUUUUAUAAUUCUUUUUAGAUCAAUGCCGUAGUCUAGAGAGCAUUCGGCUUGCCCAAUAUCCGCGAGAAUGUAUCCUGGGACGGUGUUUGUUUUGACGAAUAGUCUCUGGCUUAGUAUUGUUCUGAGGGAUGAAAAGUAGAAAACCCAUAAUUUUUGCAUCUCAUUUUGCCACCGAUACCUGGCUCAGUGCAUUGGAGUCUUGACUAGCAUAAGACAUGCAUUUGUUUGUAUCUUAAGUGUGUAUAGGUAAUACCAUUUCGGUUGCAUUAUUACAUAUCUGAAUGCUUGCUUAUUUCUUUCUAAUUUUGCAUUACGAAAAUCAUGACCAUAUUUUGCAAUUAUCAGGUGAAUGAUGGUUCAUGUCUCUCAAACAUGCAAUGCGUGGUAAACUCAGAUGCUGAAGGCUAUGAUCAGGUAUUCUUAAGAAAAAAACUGGCAUAUUCUUUCAAAUACAGUUUUCAUAUCCUCUUUUAUUCAUCUUUCAGUCACUUUCCAUUGUCUCUUUUACCUCUGCAGUCACUAUUUUUCAUUUGCGCGUUUUAUAAGUAUGUUCUACUAGUGUUGUUUUACUUCAAGAAGGAUCAGUGGAGCACACAGACUCAGCUCUAGUAAAAAAAUUGUUUUGAUUCCGAGUCAGUCCAAAUUCUUUCAACCAAGCUGUGAUCUUUCUUUUUGUUCAUCUUUCUUUUCUUUUAAUCCUCGUAAUACGAUGGUGCUUUUUCUCAUUUUUGUGUACGUUGUAGAGCCCACUGAUUGCUUGAAAACAUUGAAUUUUGAUGUCGAUCUUACUAAAAAAAGUCGCUUCAACUCCUGACCUUAACUAGGUAAUUGAUCUAUAGUAUCACUCUAAUAUGAGUAAACAUCAGGACAUAUUCUAAAUAUUUUUUUUUCAAUUUAUUCAAUGAGUAGUAAUACCAUCGUAAUGCCUCUCCAGUUUUUCAAGGUGAAAAAAAUGCCUGCCAGUUGACUCAGUGUAAAGUUGCCUUCAUAACUAUCCAUAUGUAGGUACUCUUGGCCUUUCGUGUUUUACUCCAAAAAUUUGACCCAUCUAUCUACUUCUAUUUUUCAAUAAUUUUUUAUUUCCUCAUCUGGGUUGUGAAACUACAUGAGAGGACUACCAUUAGAAAGCACUUCAUAUAUUCCGAUUUUUUUCUUUGUUAGGCGUUCAAUCGGUCUUCCUCUGAUACUUUCUGCUAUCAGAAUUGCCUCUGUCAAUGAUGUGAUGUAACACUGGGAGUUGCUUUUUGUUUGGAUUGGGAUGAUUGUGCAUCAAUGGAUGCUUUAUACCCAUUAUGGCCCCAUGGAAGUCUGAUAGGCAUUGUCUUACGUAAAUAUAUAUCUUAUUGAUGUAUUUGGAUGUAAGGGAUCAUUUUGAACUUUGGGUGAUUGUCACAAUAUUUUGCCAAAUCCUUGGCUUCAUUUCUGGAUUCAGUUGAUCCCAGAUAGUUAAAAGCCAAUAAUGACAUUGCAGUCAUUCUCAUUUAAUAUGUUAACAAUAGAUUGAAAAAUCAAAUUUUGAUCAUUUCUAUCAAGUUCUCUUGUGAAAAUUGACGAUUGAGUUUCUUUCUAUGUUAGACUUGGAAUAGAAUUUUGUAUAGGACGUAGGUUUUCUUGCAGAACAUUUUGACGUGUCUUCUCUUUAUUUCCUCGUAUAUUAUGCUUAAUUUAUGGUUUAUUGAAGCUUGUGAAAGCAGUGAACGACAAAACUCGCUUUUCAGGCGAGGAUAUCCUAUUAUCACUUUUCAAUAACUCUCAAUACUUGAUCCUUCCCAGGUGGAAUCUGGCUCUGUCACAACCGGUGCAUCACUUAUGGUUGAGGGAGUUCUAGUUAGCAGCCAAGGAUCGAAGCAGAAGGUGGAACUAAGAGUGGAAAAACUUACUGUGGUAACUAUCUCUAUCUUACUUCGAUUUAAAUUAUUCUAGCCAAGAGCUGGUUGAUGCUCUGACUCAAAGGGGCAUAGGGACAAGAAAGGCCAGUUUUAGUCUCAUUCAGUGCAAGAGGAUGCCAAUUUACUAGCUUUUUACUUGAAGAGGAGGCAAGUGAAGCGUUGAGGAGAGAUGCUGCCUCAUAUUUAUAUGGAUUUUAUCAAAAUUCAAGCAUGUGAAGAAGAUAAUGAUGAGUUUCAUUUUUAUUAUUAUAUCUAUACAUGCUUUUGCAUAUAUAUAACGAUGUCGAGUGACAGUCGGCAAUAUGCCUGUCUCACAUAUGUUUAUAUAUUUGGUAUUUAUCUUACGAAAUAAAAUUAGUCAAAGUUCUCCAUAAAUGUGAAUUCGGCCACUAUUUUCUUCUCAAUUUAAUUUUUUGUCCCAUAUAUCUAGGUAGAGUUACUGCCUUGAUAAAUAGUAAUGCGUCACAACCAGCUUAUCUCGUUUUUCUUUUUUUCUGUAGAUUGGUAAUUGUGAUCCUUCAACAUUUCCAAUUCAAAAGAAAAGAGCUAGCAGAGAAUUCUUAAGAACUGUAGCUCAUCUUCGUCCUCGAACGAAUACAUUUGGAGCAGUGAGUUUCCAGCUGCAGUUGUCAACUUUUUGUCUAUUAUUAGUUUCUAUCCUGCUAUUUAAUCUGUUGCUAUUUUUAUGAGAUCAUUUUUUUGUACGUUUUGCCAUAAUAGUUUUACAGAACUCUCAAUACCUUUCUUUCUGUCAGUGAAGUUGUCACUAAUUAUGAGACGAUUUUCUUUUAUUCUUUUUGGAUUUGUCCUGAUCUUCGAAUGCGAAUACCUUCGUCCAUUUUAUUGGAGAGGCUUAAGAUUUCUAAUUUUGUGAUUACUGUAGAUUCUUAAGUGCGUGAAUUGCAGACAUGGAGAGAAUUUUCUUGUCCUUAGUGAAAAUUUGCUACAAGAAGCGGAAACUGAGAAGAUCUAACGACUCUAAGGGACGGAAGCUCUUACUAUGAGGGCCUGAAGGAUUGAGAUGUUUCCAUUUUAUGGUUUAUUCAUCAAUAUCGAAUUGAUAUCAUGGAUUUUCUCUCAUCUUUGGUAGCCAACGGGAAUGGUAUUCUAAACAACUCCGCUACAUUAAGCCUGGAGGAUUGGUACUAUAGCAUGGUUUUCACCAUUGUAAUGUAAACCUCGGAUAUUUGGACAUGCUCCUAGUUUUUGAGAGCUUUUUGGAGACAGACUCCCUUUUAUCUUGCUGGAUUGGCAACAUGGGGCAAGGACACUGAUUUUUAGCUGAUAUUUUUGUGAAAUUCAUAAUUUACAUGUAUCUAUGCCAAAUAUUUAUCAAUUCUAUCUAAUUUUAUCAAAUGUAAUGACGUUUGUGAACAAUUGCAUGGAUAAGCUGAAAAAUAGAAAAAACUAUUUAUGAAAUUAGCCUUAGUUCUUAUUAUGUGGUAUUUUUUACUAAAGAGAAAUGCUUCUCUGUUUUCUUACUUUUAUCUACUGAUCCUGACUGUUGUUUCACAUAAGUUUUAUUACCUUUCUACAAUGACUUAUAUAUGAGGGGUAGAUUCCCCCUGAUAUUUUUCCUCAAGUUUCUUGUAGGUUGCUAGGGUGAGGAAUGCUUUGGCACAUGCGACUCACAAAUUUUUCCAGGAAAAUGGAUUUACUUGGAUCUCGAGUCCAAUUAUUACCGCAUCAGACUGUGAAGGAGCUGGGGAACAGUUCUGUGUCACUACUUUGGUAUGGAUUUCAAUGUUCCGCAGCUUGAACAAGUUUUUUUAAUAUUUUCUAUACGAGCUUCUCAGUGUAAAAUGGAAUUUGAUGCCCAUGGCAGAUGCCCUCACCCUACUGUGGAAUUUAAAACCAUAUUUUCUGAAAUAUCGUCCUUACUUUUUGUUGCUUGAAAGAUCCCAGCUGCUAAAGAAGGUACUGAGACCCUAGUGGAUGCCAUUCCCAGGACUAAGGAUGGGAUGGUUGACUGGUCACAGGUAUAUUUAAUCAUUGUUUGCUUUAGCCUUUUGAUUUGGCAUCAUGCUGAUGACCUACUGCAUAUGCUCACUUUUUUUUUCCCUCACGUGAUACCUUGUUUUAUCACCGUUAAUGAUUGAUCCUCUUGUUGAGAAAAAAAAAGAGAUCUUACAGAGGUAUUCUAAACCUGCAAAAGGGUCAAUAUGAUGGACUCUGUAGAAUUUGUAACCCAGACCAGAGUCUAAUUUUGUUAAGCUUCUGUACAAGUUUAACAUAUGACCAACGUAUUUUCUAAGCAGAAACAUUAUCGAGUUUCUUAUUCCGUUCUAGUCAGUAUAGGGGAGCAGGUAUCGGUUGGCUACAAUGUCGCCUAUGUUGAAUGUAAAUUUUCUAAAGGACUAAAAAUCUUGUUAAAAAUCUAAUUGUUUUAUUAUAACCUUCUCGCCCUUUUAAUAGAGAUUUAGGCUUUUUCUACAGACAAGGACGUUCAAUAUCUGAGCAUAAUUAAAUUUUUAUCAUGUUGAUUUUAAUGCUCCUUUUCCUUGUAACCAGGAUUUCUUCGGAAAACCAGCAUUCCUUACGGUCUCAGGCCAACUCAAUGCGGAAACCUAUGCAACGGCACUUUCCGAUGUACGCUUCUAUCUUAAUUUUAUAAUAAAAAAGAAAGCAGAUGAUCAGAUUUUGUUUGUUUAAAGCAUUAGAAUGUUGAUGAGUGUGUGGUCAUUGCUGUGACAGGUGUACACAUUUGGUCCUACUUUUAGAGCUGAGAAUUCUAAUACUUCCAGACAUCUAGCUGAAUUCUGGGUAUCAUGUUUUUCUUGCAAUUAUCCUUCUGGAUGAAUACUUGUCUAUUUAGAUUUCCUACUACGUAAAUAUUAGUAUUUGUCUGUGUUUUAACUGAUGUUUUUACCUUCUCAUUUCUAAGAUGAUUGAACCAGAACUUGCUUUUGCUGAUUUGCAUGAUGACAUGGCCUGUGCAACUGCUUAUCUCCAGUAUGUAGUAGGUUACUUUUCACUACUGUUUUCCAUUCUUUUGUCAAGGUUCUCUCUUUUUCUUUGUUUUACCAUUUUUUUAAUUGUUUUUAACACUAACAGUGACUUUUUUCUAAUAGGUGAGAUAUGUCCUUGAGAACUGUAAGGAGGACAUGGAUUUUUUCAACACAUGGAUUGAAAAGGGCAUUUUGGAUAGAUUGAAUGUACGUGUUCUACUCAUUAUUUUCCAACUACUGAAUCAGAUUCAAUAAAGAAGCUGAUGGGGUAUUUAGAUCCGUCAAAUCUCAUACCUAAUGUGAUAAUGUAAAACAUCUUGUAUCAAACCUUUUCUCCUUUUACCUUUAAGUACAUAACAUUGCUAUUCAAAUUGGAUAGGAUGUUGCCGAGAAGGACUUCGUCCAGCUAACAUAUACUGAUGCCGUUGAACUUCUGAUCAAAGCAAAAAGGAAAUUUGAGUUCCCGGUAAUGCAUACAUCCAUACAAGGAACCUUGUUAGCUUGCUUCAAAGUUGUUAUACUCUGAAACCUGUUGUGGUACUGCUUAUUUAUUUAUGCACUCUACAUAUAUUGAACCAUUUAAACUGUUGACUCGACUAUAUUGAACCUGAGGUACAGCUUUCUGUGGGGGUGAAAAUAUAUUCCUCCCCCAAGGACUGUAACCUGAACUUGAAGCUGAACUGCAUUCGACCUAUUCUACUCCUCCUUUCAUUUUUUUAACCGAAAUCGUUAAAGUUUUGACAUUUCGAGGUACUUGCUAGUUCUUAAUCCAUAAGAAACUUUUAGGUUAUAUCACAUCGGCUAGAUCAUUGGACAUACGUCUGUGGCUUCAAGCUUUUGACCACUUAUCACGUCUUGCCAAGUGAAUUUGACAUAACUUUUUUUUAUUCAUCUGUUUAGCUUUGUUGUUUUUCUUUUCCCAGGUAAAGUGGGGAUGUGACUUGCAAAGUGAACAUGAGAGGUACAUUACUGAAGAGGCUUUUGGUGGACGUCCUGUCAUAAUCAGAGAUUAUCCCAAGGUAUGCGUUAAGCUCAUGCUGAAACAUUUAGAAUAUUAUAAAUUUUGCUUCUGAUAUUAUAUUUAUGAGUUUAAAACAUUUAGGAUAUUAAAGCUUUUUAUAUGAGGGCCAAUGACGAUGGCAAAACAGUUGCCGCGAUGGAUUUGCUGGUUCCAAGGGUAGGCCAUUUUAUUCUUUUGUAUGUUUUUUCUUCAUUAGUUAUAUCUGCAAGGUUAGUUGUACGGAUUUAAAUAGUAUAAGUACUGUCCUCGCAAAUGUCUAAAUGCUCACGAAUUUGUGGUCACAUGUGUAAGGCAUCUUUGGCAUGUGUUCGUUCUUGCAUGAAUGGCCGAUAGAUAAUUCACUUUCACACAGCUUAUAUUGUGUCUGGUUAAUUCGUGUUACAUAUUUUUAGCAAUAGAUUAUUCGUCGGUUAUUUUUUUUGUAGAAAUGUAAUUGUUUUUUUUUUUAAUUUGAUAUCAAGAUUCAUUUGACUCUUUAUGAUCUUAACACCAGGUAUCAAUGGGUAUAUAAUAGCUUAUUUAUUAAAUAAUUUAUAUUUCUAUUACGAAUUAUUAUUUUUAGAAACUAUUAUGUCGGUUCCUUGCCUUCAGGCAGUAGGUGGUUUCCCUUUCCCUAGGUGUCCAGACCUUCCUGAAAAACUUUGGCUUAACUUUAUGAUUUAAUAUCAUUAAUUGGAAAUCUUCUAAAUCAUGUAAUCCUUGACUUUUCCUUCCAUUAUCUCCACAAGUAAGUACGGAGAGCAUGGUUACCCUAUGUGAAUUCGCUCAAAGGUAACAGUAUUAACCCUCACACACGCCUCCACUGUUCGUUUUGUGGCAACUACCCACCGACUAGACCAAGUGAAUUUUUGUCUAAUGAUCUGUUAGGAUAUCCGAGCACUCCAUAUCACAUCCCAAACAUUGGCAGAUGCUUUAGUUAUCUUGUCAAUCCUUAAUGAUGUCUUCUGUUUGAGACAUUCUGUGCCCUGUUAUUUAUUUGAUGUUUCCUGGUUCAGUGAGGGUAGCGCGAGUUUUUUGGUCUGUUUCACGUGGAGUCCUCAUAAUCCAUCUACCCAUGAUAUCAUUUGUGCACCAGACAUUAUAGAUAUAUUACUAUUGUCUGAAUAUGCUUAUCAUUACCAGGUUGUGGAUUGAUCUUAGAUCUUGUGUAAGCACAAUGUGGUUACAGCUCAUUGUCCAAAUGACGUUAUUUUCAAUUUGCUUCAUUAUGUCUGAGUUCUGGAUAUUUGUGAUUUUAGACAAUUCUAUAUUUAUAUCAGGUUGGUGAGCUUAUCGGUGGAAGCCAAAGAGAAGAACGCCUCGAAUAUCUUGAAAACCGUUUGGACGAACUGAAGCUUGACAAGGAGAGCUUCUGGUGGUACCUCGAUCUUCGUCGGUUUGGUUCAGGUCGGUGCUCCUAAUUCUUUCAAUUCUUACAUUUAUUUACUACCCUUUUGUGACCAUCGGGUUCUUCACACUGAAUCUGCGUCGAAGUCAAUUAGUGUUAGUAUGAGGCUGUCAGAAAUCAGGCACAUGAUUAGUCAUCUCAUAAGUUAUAAUUCUAUGAGAGCACGUAUUGUCCAAUUCUCCCAUUAUAUUGUUAGAUUAUGAAACCGAUCCAUUGCAUAAACAGUGCGAUGGAUCUUCUGAGUAUCAUUCGGUUCCCUUUCCUCCCCUGUAGAUUAGUCUUUCCCCUUGUUUACCUCUUCUUUCAUAGCUAUCCUCUCCCAUUAUAUUGUAAGCACACUGUCAAACUCUCUUGACUUCAAUUUCUCCCUUCAAUCAAUCAGAAUUCAAUGCCAUCUCGAAAGAAGCAGUCUAAGCACACUGUCAAACCCUCUUCUGGCGAUUUGACCAACAAAAAGGAUUCUCUUUUACCAUAUUUUCGAUCAUAUCCAUGAUCAAUCUUAACGUAUACGUCCACUUGCAGCUGCCCUUGUGUCUUCAGUUUCUGAUCAUUCAUAAAGAGGGUAUUUUGCUCUUCCAUAUUGCGUAUGGGUCAGAUGUAGAUUCGGUCUCCAGACGGUUAAUGUGAACUCUUCUCAUUUUUCUCCCUGUCUUCAGUCCCACACGCUGGCUUUGGACUGGGUUUUGAGAGGUUAGUACAGUUUGCGACUGGAAUAGACAACAUCAGAGAUGCCAUUCCUUUCCCCAGGACCCCUGCUUCUGCCGAAUUUUGA
Messenger RNA from Spirodela intermedia, 8922 nucleotides. NCBI's taxonomy places the organism in Eukaryota, Viridiplantae, Streptophyta, Magnoliopsida, Alismatales, Araceae. The record is from the annotation of a GenBank genome assembly.